This is a messenger RNA of Perca fluviatilis (European perch), 1510 nucleotides long. RefSeq names its product baculoviral IAP repeat containing 7 (gene birc7). Lineage: Eukaryota; Metazoa; Chordata; Actinopteri; Perciformes; Percidae. Gene Ontology annotation, cellular component: nucleus; cytoplasm. The transcript is spliced from 7 exons. Gene Ontology annotation, molecular function: cysteine-type endopeptidase inhibitor activity involved in apoptotic process; ubiquitin protein ligase activity. Bases 113 to 1357 code for a protein of 414 amino acids. The record is from RefSeq and is a predicted model, not a curated record. Gene Ontology annotation, biological process: positive regulation of protein ubiquitination; regulation of cell cycle; negative regulation of apoptotic process.
GGAAAGCAGUCUCCUGUAGGCCGCUGUGCAGGCCCCCACAGCUGAUCAUAUUAUUUCAGCUGGUGUGCUGCACUCACCUUCAGUGUGCGCUCCACUAUGGACCGUAAAAGGGAUGACUGGCACAGGACAAGAAGAGAAAGGAAAACCUACAUGCCACAGAAUGACGGAUGACAGGAGUACUAUGCUGCGCAUCCUUGAGCAGCCUGAGAUGCGAAGAGAAGUGGAGAGACUUCGAACUUUUCAGAACUGGCCAGCAGAUGCACCUGUCACAUCUGGAGACCUGGCCAAGGCGGGUUUCUUUUUUCUAGGCCCCGGGGAUAAAGUCCAAUGUUUCUGCUGUGGAGGGAUUUUAAGAUGUUGGGUACACGGGGACAGCCCGGCCACCGAGCACAAGAGGCAUUUUCCCACUUGCAGUUUCAUACUUGGUCGAGCUGUGGGAAAUAUUCCACUCCAAGUCGGAUCCUCCGACUCUGUGGACGGCCAGCUGUUGAGUCAACUCCAGAGGAUGACUAUGGAUGAGCAGGGGACAGCUGGACAAGCGGUCUACCCAGAGAUGGAGGCUGAGGAUUCCCGGCUCACCACUUUCCACAACUGGCCCACCGAGGCCUCAGUCCAGCCAGAUGUUCUUGUCAGAGCAGGAUUUUUCUACACAGGUCAUGGUGACAAUGUCAAAUGCUUCCACUGUGAUGGAGGGCUGAGGAACUGGGAGCCAGGAGACGACCCCUGGCAGGAACAUGCCAAGUGGUUUCCACGAUGUGAGUUUUUAAUCCAGGCGAGAGGGCAGGAGUACAUCAGCAACAUACAAGAUGCUCAUUUCCAUCUGGGUGACACUGUGGGUGGAUCACAGACCCCCACAGGCAGAGAUAUCGGAUCCAGAAAUGAUAUGGUCGGAGGUCUGGGAGCUUCCUCGGCCAUGCUUUCUCCGGUCGUGCAGACUGUGCUGCAGAUGGGAUUUGAAGCCAGCCUGGUGGAGAGUCUGGUUCAGACCAAGUACCUUUUGACAGGUCAGCACUACACUUCUGUGUCUGACCUGGUCACUGACGUACUCCAGGCGGAGCAGGAGGACAGACAGAGGGGGCCACAGAGCAGAGAGCCAGAGACGAGGCAGGGCUCCAGUGCUGGAAAUGUGAGGACACAAACACCCAUCAGAGAGAAAGUGAAGGACCCCAGCCCAGAGGAGCUGCUGAGGCAGCUGCAGGAGGAAAGGACCUGUAAGGUGUGCAUGGACAAACUGGUGUCCAUCGUCUUCAUCCCCUGUGGCCAUUUGGUGGUGUGUGGUGAUUGCGCUGCCAGCCUGCGUCACUGCCCCAUCUGCAGAGCUGUUAUUAGGGGCAGUGUUCGUGCAUUCAUGUCCUAAGGCUGUAGUGAGGAUCCACUGUUAUACAAGUGUUGCAUGAGUGGCCUUGAGUUUUCCCCUGUACUCAUUUUACCUUGUACUGAUACUAAAUAAAGAUGAUUGCUGGUUGGUUGAGAUCAUUUUUCUAUAAUAAACAUUUUAAGCUGUUCAAAA